AUGCCAUUGCCACGCAAUGCCAAGGUGCUGAGCACUAAGGGGCCCCGAGCAAGCAUGGUGGGUCGUGCUGCAGAGAAUGAGCCUCUAUUGCAGGAGAACUCUCAGCCCAAGCGGUUUCUGCCCUCACCCCAAGGUGGGCCCAAGAAGAGGUCGGCGUUUGGGGACAUCACCAAUGCUCACAAGAACCAGGUGGUAGCAGGAAAGAAAGAGACUGUGAAAGUGGCACCACAGAAGGCACAGAGGACUUGUGUUGUCCUGGGAGUGGCCAAGAACAAUGAGAUCAACCUGAAAAAGUCAAUGAAGAAAACUCCAGGAGAGGUUCCUGCAGAGCCCAAGGAAGUUCUUUCACCAGAGGAGCCAAUGAUUGUGGAGGUACUGAAGCCCUCCAAGGAGAGGCAGUUUCCAGCAGUGGAGGACGUAGACAAGGACCAGCUUGAUGACCCCUAUGCCAACGCAGAGUAUGCCAAGGAGAUCUUUGAAUACAUGCGGGGAAGAGAGGAGAAAUUCAUGCUCCCCAACUACAUGGAGAAGCAACCAGAUAUCAGCACGGACAUGCGUGCCAUCCUGGUAGACUGGAUGGUGGAGGUGCAGGAGAACUUUGAGCUGAACCAUGAGACACUGUACCUGGCUGUGAAGCUGGUGGACCACUACCUGGCGGAGGUGGAGACUAUGAGGGACAAGCUGCAGCUCAUCGGCUCCACCGCCAUCCUCAUCGCCUCCAAAUUUGAGGAGCGGUGCCCACCCUGCGUGGAUGAUUUCCUUUACAUCUGUGACGAUGCCUACAAGAGGGAAGAGCUGAUUGCUAUGGAAGAAAGCAUCCUCAGCACCCUCAAGUUUGACAUCAACAUCCCCAUCGCCUACCGCUUCCUGCGACGCUUUGCCAAGUGUGCCCGUGCCACCAUGGAGACGCUGACCCUGGCUCGCUUCCUCUGUGAGAUGACCCUGCAGGAGUAUGACUAUGCCCAGGAGAGACCCUCCAAGCUGGCUGCCAGCUGCCUGCUGCUAGCACUCACCAUGAAGAACCUUGGUGGCUGGACCCCCACACUGGAACACUACAGUGGGUACUGUGCCCAGGACCUGCAUCCCCUGGUGAGGAGGUUGAAUUUCCUGCUCACAUACCAACCCUGGGACAAGCUGAAGGCUGUGCGCACCAAGUACUCCCACAAGGUCUUUUUUGAGGUUGCCAAAGUCACCCCCAUGGACAUGCUCAAGCUGGAGGAGAUCCUGAAGAGCUGCUAG
This is a messenger RNA of Antrostomus carolinensis (chuck-will's-widow), 1239 nucleotides long. Its product is annotated as G2/mitotic-specific cyclin-B3. The record is from RefSeq and is a predicted model, not a curated record. NCBI's taxonomy places the organism in Eukaryota, Metazoa, Chordata, Aves, Caprimulgiformes, Caprimulgidae. Gene Ontology annotation, biological process: mitotic cell cycle phase transition. The coding region runs from base 1 to 1239 and encodes 412 amino acids. The transcript has 11 exons. Gene Ontology annotation, molecular function: cyclin-dependent protein serine/threonine kinase regulator activity.